Thelazia callipaeda (thelaziosis nematode) is the source of this 540-nucleotide messenger RNA. Lineage: Eukaryota; Metazoa; Nematoda; Chromadorea; Rhabditida; Thelaziidae. The record is from the annotation of a GenBank genome assembly.
AUGCCACUUCCACCCGCAAUUGAUAAGUUAUUGAAAGACGUCGAGAAAAAAUUGCAUGAGGAGAAUGCUGUCACGAAAGUAUUGGAACAAAUUGAAAGAAAAACAAAAAUCAAGCGAUCACAUCUUGUUCUUGGUUUUGUUGGUAUCCAUGCACUUUACCUAAUAUUUGGGUGUUUCGCUGAACUUUUAUGUAAUCUCAUAGGCUUUAUAUAUCCCGCUUAUAUUUCCAUCAAGGCAAUAGAGACAUCGCAAAAAAAUGACGAUACUCAGUGGCUAACGUAUUGGGUGAUUUUUGCUUUAUUAAGUAUCGUGGAAUUUUUCUCUGAUGCGUUUGUGAAAUAUUUCCCGUUCUAUUGGCUCGCUAAGUGCAUUUUCUUGUUGUAUUUAUACUCACCGAUGACCAUGGGUGCGCAGAAAAUAUACAGUCGUUUCUUACAACCAUUCAUACAGAAACAUAAGACGACUAUUGAAAAACAGCUGGGUCUAUCAGCAGAAAAAAUAAGUAGUAAAUUUGAAGGUACUGUUUUUUAUAUUGCUUAG